Messenger RNA from Ipomoea nil (Japanese morning glory), 1107 nucleotides. RefSeq names its product pathogenesis-related protein 5-like. NCBI's taxonomy places the organism in Eukaryota, Viridiplantae, Streptophyta, Magnoliopsida, Solanales, Convolvulaceae. The record is from RefSeq and is a predicted model, not a curated record. Gene Ontology annotation, cellular component: extracellular region. The transcript has 3 exons. Bases 16 to 885 code for a protein of 289 amino acids. Gene Ontology annotation, biological process: defense response.
GAUCAUUACAAUUCAAUGGCUUCCACUGCAUUUCCAAAGCUCUUCCUUCUUUUGCUUGCUAUUGCUUCAGGGGUAAAAUUGUCAAAGUGUACAAAUAUCACCAUUAUAAACAAUUGCAAAGAGACCGUAUGGCCAGGAAUAACGACCAACAACAACGACAGCGGCGACGGUUUCGCGCUAAAACCGGGCCAAUCCGCCGUGUUCGCCGCUCCGUCCGGCUGGAACGGCCGGAUAUGGGGCCGGACCGGCUGCAACUUCGACAAAAGCAACGGCAGCAGCAGCAGCCCCUGCCAAACCGGCAGCUGCGGCGGCGCUCUAAAGUGCUCGGGAACCGGGCAGCCGCCGGCAACGAUCGCCGAUUUCACUCUCGGCGAGACCGAUUUCUACGACGUUAGCCUCGUGGACGGCUUCAAUUUGCCGAUCGUGGUGAAGCCGGUCAACGGCAAGGGGAACUGCAGCGCCGUCGGAUGCGACAAGGACUUGAGGGAGAACUGUCCGUCGGAUCUGGCCUUGAAGUCCGGCGGCAAGACGGUGGCGUGCCGCAGCGCGUGCAACGUGUUCAACACCGACGAGUAUUGCUGUCGCGGCGCGUUCAGUAGUCCGGCGUCGUGUUUGCCUACCAACUAUUCCAAGAGCUUCAAGGCCGCGUGCCCUAUUGCUUACAGCUUCGCCUUUGAUGACCCUACUAGCGUCAUCACUUGCUCUGCUACUGAUUAUGUUGUGUCGUUUUGUUCAUCCAGAAAUCAGACACAGUGCACAUUCCAUGAUAAGAAUGUAUCCUGCAGUAGUGAUGCAAAAGGGAUGGCACCUUUCUUCAAACCGUGGCAGAUGUUGCUGGCGGUUGCUCUUCCGACCACAGUGUUCAACCUCGGAGUUCUGCUCUGACAUUAAAUUCUGUACAGUUUCAGAUUGUCGGACGAGUUAUGGACUAUGUUUUGUUCUGUUACAUUUAUUUUGAUAAUAGAUAAAAAAAAAAUGUGACAAUUCAUCUCAUUUGAUUAUGGUCUUUUGUAAUUGUGUUCAUUAGAUAGCGUUAGAGAACCGAAAUUGAGUUUGUUACUAUAAGUUAGGUCACGUUAGAAGCAUUUGAUCUACACUCUCUUCGCA